AUGAAAACAUCUUUAUACUACACUCUCUCACUAGCAUGUGCUAUAAAUCUAUCAAAUAGUCGAAACGUUGAAGCCGGACUGAACGGGCACGUGGGCCACGUGCCAUGGAUACCGAGUGCGAACACACACAGACGCGCGAUCCAGAGGACACCUAUAAACACAGGUACAAGAGUUGGCACGUCUCGCUGGCCGUUUCUAUUUCCGGUCCCUGGUUUGAAAUCAUGGAACAUUUUGUGGCACACACUUUGGGACGGUGUUAACCGAGAGAAGCCACCCUGCAAGUACUUCCACCCCCCGCAGCAUCUUAAGGAUCAGCUGUUGAUUAACGGUCGGAAUCAUCUAGCACUAAAGAACGCCCUGAUGCAGCAGAUGGGCCUUACGCCGGGCCAGGUGCUCCCUGGCCAGGUCCCAGCCGUUGUAAGUCCAUCUUCAAUAUAA
Molecule: messenger RNA, 438 nt
Organism: Danaus chrysippus (African queen)
Lineage: Eukaryota; Metazoa; Arthropoda; Insecta; Lepidoptera; Nymphalidae
Source: the annotation of a GenBank genome assembly